Triplophysa dalaica is the source of this 2355-nucleotide messenger RNA. Its product is annotated as tripartite motif-containing protein 16-like. The transcript has 6 exons. Bases 26 to 1756 code for a protein of 576 amino acids. Lineage: Eukaryota; Metazoa; Chordata; Actinopteri; Cypriniformes; Nemacheilidae. Gene Ontology annotation, molecular function: zinc ion binding; protein binding. The record is from RefSeq and is a predicted model, not a curated record.
UGAGUGAGUGAGUGAGUGAGGGACGAUGGCUGAGGCGAGGGUCUCCUUUGAUGUGGACCAGUUCAAAUGUCCUAUCUGCCUGGAGCUUCUGACUGAUCCUGUGUCUAUAAACUGCGGACACAGUUUCUGCAAUAGCUGCAUUCAGCUCAAAUGGAAUGAAGAUGCGAAUACAGGAGUUUACAGCUGUCCCUUGUGUAGACUGAAGUUUUCUUCAAGACCGGUGCUGGGACGAAACAUCAUGCUGGCAGAUAUGGUGGAAAGAAUGAGGAAGAUGAGUGAAAGACAACUGGCUGGACCUGAUGAUGAAGAAUGCUCUGUCUGUGCUGGGGAAAAAUUCAAAGCCAUCAAGACCUGCCUGGUGUGUCUCGCGGCCUACUGUGAAGUUCACUUAAACCUCCACGAUGAGCUGAACCCAGGUGAUAAGCACAGGGUGGUCAAUGUCACGGGCAAGCUUCAGGACAAGAUAUGCAGCAUUCACAAAAAACUCAAGGAUGUUUAUUGCUUUGAAGAUCAAAAAAGUGUGUGUGUGGAAUGUGUACCAGGCCAUAGAGGACACCGUUUCAUCACAAAUAAUGCUGCAAGAUAUCAACAAUAUCAUUUACAUCAAAGUGCAAUAAUGGGAUUGGAACGGAGGAUCAAAGAAACAGAAAAUGCGCUUAAGACACUUCACAAGGCUAAAGAGGAAUUUAAGAGGUCAACACAGGCUCUGGAGAAAGACUGUGAGAAAACCUUUGAAGAUCUGAUCAGUCUAAUAAGAAGACAGCAAUGUGUGGUCAGAGACAUGAUAAAAGUGAGGGAGCAGAAAGAAUUACAGCGAUCAGACAGGAUUCAGACGCACCUUCAGAUGACGCUUGUUGAAAUAAAAAACAGAGCAGAUGAACUAAGGCAGCUUUCAAGAACAGAGGAUGACAUUUACUUCCUUCAGAGAAUGUCACUUCUCCAAGCAGCAUUACAGUUUCAGCCUCCUCCAAAAAUCACAGUCAACAUGUCCAUCUUUGACAAUUUAAAAAGAUCUGUGUCAAACAUUAAAACACAAAUUGAGCAGAUUUUCAAGAACGAAACAGCCCAAACAGAAAUUCAGCUGAUUAUGAAAUCAACUCCAACAACUAGAGAAGAUUUUUUGAGAUAUUUCCAACCACUGACACUGGACUCCAAAACUGUUCAUAAGAAUCUCAUUCUGAGUGAGAAUAACACAAGGCUAACAUGGAUUGAUGGGGAAAUUUUAGAUGGGAAAAAAUACAUUCCUGAGAGAUUUACAUACUUAGCCCAGGCACUGUGCGUGCAGGGUUUGAGUUCAUGCAGUUAUUGGGAGGUGGAAUGGGGAGGUCCACAGGUCUACAUAGCAGUCGCAUAUAAAGGGAUUCAGAGGAACGGAUGUAGCAGUUGUUUGGGUCUUGGACAUAAUGAAAAAUCUUGGAGCUUGUGCUGUAGCCCUUCCAGGAGAUAUGUGUGUCACGAUUUUAAAGAAACUGAAGUUCUUGAACAAAUCUCCACAAGAAUUGGAAUUUUUCUGCAUCACAAAGCAGGAAGUCUGUCCUUCUACAACGUCUCUAACAACACAAUGAGCUUAAUCCACCAAAUCAAGGCCAAGUUUACAGAGCCACUGUACCCUGCUUUUUGGGUGUUUGAUGGCUCAUAUGUAAGACUGGGUCAAUUUUGGGAGAAUGUGGCUCAUCCACACACCAUAAAAGAGAUUAAGGAGCAAAAUAAAAAGGAAUGCUCAGUGCUUUCUCAAUUCUACCUUUGGCACUAUUAAUGACGGGAUCUUAUAACCGCGUGCUUCAGCUUCUCAAGUGUAAACAGAAGUAAUAUUUUCCAGUUUUACAGGUAGAUUGAACAAAAUUACCUGUUAGUUCUUUUUUAUCUGUGCGGUGUGUAAACCCAGAGGCCUUGAUUCCCAUCCUGGAUCACAACACCCAGAAGGAGCAAGUUGUGGUCCCCAUGAACAGUGCAUUUUUUAAAUCAUUUUCUGUUAUAGAAUAUAUGCCCCUUUGAAGUGGACUUUAAGGUUCGUUACUUUGUAAUAUGGUUUUCUGGGUCAAUUAAAAUGUGAGAAAGCACAAAAGUUGCAGCUGAAAGCAAGAAAACUAGUGCUAUAUUAAACAGAUGCUCAGGUGAUAUUUGUAAUUUUCAGAUCACAUUAGCCAUUGUGUUUUAUACUGUGGUGCAUUUAAUUUAACUAAAUGUGAUGUGAAAUUAAUGUUUCUUUCAGAAUGAUUUUUGGUAUAAAAUUGGGCAUUAAUUGUAUGAUUGAGCUUUACAAUGAACACAACUUAUUAAAAUAUAACUCUACUUUGUAAUCACGCACAUCUGUUCAGCUCUGUAAAUAUGCAGGCUUUGUCAGUGUAUAUCAAA